This is a messenger RNA of Tetrahymena thermophila SB210, 3471 nucleotides long. RefSeq names its product kinesin motor catalytic domain protein. NCBI's taxonomy places the organism in Eukaryota, Ciliophora, Oligohymenophorea, Hymenostomatida, Tetrahymenidae. The record is from RefSeq and is a predicted model, not a curated record. The transcript is spliced from 7 exons. Gene Ontology annotation, molecular function: microtubule binding; ATP binding; microtubule motor activity. Gene Ontology annotation, biological process: microtubule-based movement.
AUGGAAAUAAAUAAAAAGUCAGAGGAGUCUUCUAUAACGGUCGUAGUGCGUUUCAAAAAAGAGAAAAAUAUUUCACAUGAGAGUGAUUGGAAUAUUGAAGAAGAUAUAGGUCAAGUAAGUAUUACACUAUAGACCAAGGGUUUGAAGAAUUUUAAAUUUGAUGGAGUUACAGUAGAUAUGGAUUAGAAAUAGAUUUACGACAACUUUGCUAAGCCAUCAAUCUUAAAAUUUUUGUAGGGGUUUAAUGGGACGAUAUUCACUUAUGGCUAAACUUCGAGUGGUAAAACAUAUACAAUGUUAGGUCCAGAAGCAGUAACAGAAGCAAUAAUAAAGAAUGUAAAUAACAUUCCAGCUGACGUCAAGCUAUUGUUUGGUAUAAUGCCUAGAAGUAUUUUCACAAUAUUUGAUGGUAUCAAUUAAGGAAUAAAAGAAGGAAGCUAAUUCAUUUUAAAAUGCAGUUAUAUCGAAAUAUAUAAUGAAAAUAUACACGAUUUACUUUCAAAAGAUCCUCAAGGGAAUCUCAAACUGAGAGAGCAUAAAUUUCAAGGGUGGGUUAUCGAAGGUUUAGAGGAAAAAUAUAUUAAAGAGCCAGAAGAGAUUUUAUACUGGCUUUCAUACGGCACUAAAAAUAGAUCUGUGACAGCAACAAAAAUGAAUGAAAGAAGCAGCAGAUCUCAUACUGUGUUUACUCUUUCGCUAGAAUAGAAAUUAUUUGAUGGAACAAGCAGAAACAGUAAGAUGAAUUUAGUAGAUUUGGCUGGAAGUGAGAGAUUGGAUCAAGCUCAAACAACAGGCUAAGCUAAAGAAGAAACAAAAAACAUUAAUAGAAGUUUAUAUUAUUUGUAAUAUUGUAUCAUAAAUUUAAGUGAAAAAAAGAAGGGCACUGACGAUAAGGAUAAAUACGUCAAUUUUCGUAACUCUAAAUUAACAAGAAUUUUGAAAGAUGCUUUGGGUGGAAAUUCUAAAACAACUCUCAUUUGUGCUGCUAGCAUGAAUAAAAUACACGAAUAAGACACUUUAAAUACAUUAUAUUUUGCUUAAAGAGCUAAGCUAAUCAAAAAUAAGUUAUCUAACAAUGUCAAAAGAAGCGUUGAGGAGCUUGAAACUCUGCUAUAAGGUAGUUAAAGAUCUUUGAUGAGAGCUAAAAGACUGGUCAAAGAUCUACUUGAUGCAGCCAAGCAGACUGAUUUCAUGAGUACAAUAGAAAAAAUAUCUGGGGUGUAAGAAUUCCUUCAAGGAAAUUCUAACAAUAUUGUUGUAGAAACAGAAAUUGAGAAAGAAGAUGAAUAAAAUGAGUUAAGUGAACCAACAGAAGAUCUUAAUUAAAAAUAUGAAUCACUUGUUGUAAAAUUUUAAGAAAUGGAAAAGCAUUACAAAGAAGUAAUUAGAUAAACAGUAGAAGAAGUUGAAGAAUUGAAUAAAGUGAGAUAACAAGAACUAGAAAGCUUAGAGGCAUAAAUACUAAGCAAUGAAUAGAGUUAAAAGGAAAUAGAAAAUUUAAAUGAAAUAAUAAUUUAACUAUAGUAAAAGAAUGAAUUAGUUUACGAAGAACUUAGAAAAGAAAAAGAAACUAGAGAAACAAGACAAUAAUAGGAAAUACAAUAACUUACUGAAAGGAAUAAUCUUUGCGAGUUGUUAACUAAAAAAGUUGAAGAGUAUAAGUUAAGCUUUACUCUAAAACUAGACGAAAUUCAAAAGAAGGAUGAUGAAAAUAGGGAUUUGACUGAAAAGCUUAACGAAGCUAUCUCUGAAAAUCAACAAAUUUAGGAAAUUUAUAAAAAUUUAGAUUAGAUAAACGAAUAAAACGUACAGGAACUAGCUCAGCUAAAAUUAGAAGUAGAAUAACUGAGGUGCGAAUCUUAAACAAAAGACGAAUCGAUUCAAUUCAAAAUAAAAUAAAUAAUUGAACUAUAAUCCUAGGUUGAGGAUUCUUAAAACUAAAAUGAAGAUCUAAUUAUUAAACAAAAACAACUUGAAGAACAAAUCACUGGCUUAUAAAAUAAAAACACAGAAUUAUUCAAUUUAAUUUAGCAAUUACAAGCCGGAGAAAUAAGUGGAAUAUAGAAAAAUUUAAGUUAAAUCGACUAAACCAGUCUCUAAGAUGUUUAUUCACCACAUGCACGUUCUAAAAUAAUAAGAGAAUCUCUUUAGGCAAUUGAUGAAGAUUGGGAAAAUGUAGAGCAGUGCAGAGAAGAAAUGAAUUUGACUAAGCUAAAAACAAGACAAAUUUACAUUUAAAAGAUAAAAAAUAUUGAAGAUGAGUUCUAAAAUAAGCUGAGAUUAGAGUAAUAAAGAAGAAAUAAAUUAAGGGAAGAUAUUGAAGAACUUAGAAAAGAGAAUCAAAUGCUAAAAGAGGAGAAUUCUAGUUUAAAAUCUAAAUUGAGUUCAUACGAAUAAAAAUUUAAAGAUAAUAGCAUGGAAAUAUCUAAACUGCACAAGAGUUAGAGCAAUUUUUAAAUUUUCUAAUCUUCGUCUAAGUUUUUCUAAAAUACAUAACCUAAGUUAUUUUAGAAUAUUAAUACAGUUCAAGGAAAUCCUUUAGAUGUAAAAGCUAACGAGCUUAAUAGUAUGUUUUCAGCAGUCUUUAAGAAGAUAAAAUAGGAAAGAGAAGAAAUUGCUAAAAACAGAAGCGAACUUGAUUUAAAACAUCAAACAAUCAAAAACUCUAUCGAAAUCUAAAAACGCUAAAUCUAAACAGACAUAGAGAACAUUUAAAAUAACGAGCAGCUAUUCUCUAAAUUGUAGAAUCAUAUGAACAGCUACAAAUCAGCAAAUGAGGAGCUCGAAUCUUUAAAAAUAAAGUAAAGACAAAGAGGAGAAGAUACUAAGAGAAUAAUUAGUCAUCAUAGAUCUAUCAGUCGUUCAAUAUUUUCUGGGUCUAAGAACAUCAUUCACUCAAUUGUUAAAAUACCAAAAUAAUUCGAAAUGUUUAGUGAUCAUAAGAAAUAGUACGAGUUAAAGCUACUAAGUAAAGAUUCUGGAUAAAAUUUAAAGUCUUAGAGUAUGAUAUAAGGAUAAUUUUAGAUUAAUUAAAAUCAUAUUAACUUUUAAAACGAUGAUGAUGACGAUAAUGACUAUGACUAAAAUGCUCCUUGCACUCCAAUUAACUUUACAUCAUUUGAUACAUAAAUAGAUAAUUUAUAAUGUGAUGAAGAAAUUAGCUUAAGUGGAAAAAAUGUAUUAGGUUAACUCAAAUCAAUAGAAUAUCUAGAUCAAUAGUAAAGUAUAGACUAAAUUUAGAAAAAUCAAAUAAGCCAGGAAGAUCAUUGCAUAGAUUCGCCUUGUGAUCUGAACAGCUAAAAUCACUACACUCCAAAUAAUGAUCAUAACAAAGUAACAAUCAGAGAUGACGACAUGUUGUCUCAUUAACUAUUAUAUAAAAAUAAUGAAAGCCCAGAAAAGCAGCUUAUUUGCAGCUUAGAAGGCAGUUAAAUAGCUUUAGAUGAUGAAGAAACAAAUAAUGAUAAGUGA